Molecule: messenger RNA, 1026 nt
Organism: Aspergillus nidulans FGSC A4
Lineage: Eukaryota; Fungi; Ascomycota; Eurotiomycetes; Eurotiales; Aspergillaceae
Gene: nbp35
Product: Fe-S cluster-binding ATPase
Exons: 2
Coding region: 1-1026 (341 amino acids)
Biological process (GO): tRNA wobble uridine modification; iron-sulfur cluster assembly
Cellular component (GO): cytosol; cytosolic [4Fe-4S] assembly scaffold complex; nucleus
Molecular function (GO): ATP hydrolysis activity; iron ion binding; iron-sulfur cluster binding
Source: RefSeq, a predicted model, not a curated record
AUGGCGCCCUCAUUCACAGAAACCACGUCGACAUACCUUGAGGCGCCAUCAAAAGCGCCGCCGAACCUCGUCGCCCCCGAGCCUGAACACUGUCCAGGUCCCGAAUCCGACCAGGCAGGUCAAGGCGAUGCCUGCGCUGGCUGUCCUAACCAAUCUAUUUGCGCUUCUGCCCCGAAGGGGCCUGACCCUGACAUCCCUCUCAUAACCGCGCGCCUUGCCUCUGUCCGACACAAGAUCCUCGUUUUAUCGGGCAAAGGUGGCGUUGGAAAGUCCACAUUUUCGUCGCUUCUCGCACACGGUUUCGCAUCCAAUCCAGAUUCCACAGUGGGAAUCAUGGACACAGAUAUUUGUGGACCCAGUAUCCCUAAGAUGAUGGGCGUCGAGUCAGAGACAAUUCACAUCAGUAACGCUGGUUGGAGUCCUGUCUGGGUAUCCGACAACUUGGGCGUCAUGAGCGUGCAGUUUAUGCUUCCGAACCGUGACGAUGCCGUAAUCUGGCGCGGGCCGAAGAAGAAUGGUCUUAUCAAGCAGUUCUUGAAAGAUGUGGACUGGGGUGAGAUGGAUUAUUUGAUUGUUGAUACGCCGCCUGGGACGUCUGAUGAGCAUCUCUCAGUCAACUCCUUGCUUAAGGAGUCUGGUGUUGAUGGCGCCGUGGUUGUCACGACACCGCAGGAGGUAUCUCUUCUUGAUGUACGCAAGGAAAUUGAUUUCUGCCGCAAAGCUGGGAUUCGAAUUCUCGGUCUAGUUGAGAAUAUGUCUGGUUUCGUCUGUCCGAGCUGUGACCAUGAGUCGAAGAUCUUCCGGGCCACGACGGGUGGCGGUAAGAGACUUGCAAAGAAGAUGGGGAUUCCGUUUCUAGGCGCGGUGCCUCUGGAUCCUAGGGUCGGCAUGGCGUGUGACUACGGCGAGAGCUUUGUGGAGAAUUUCCCGGAUAGCCCUGCAUCCCUGGCGAUCAAGCAAGUUGUCAGGGCUGUUGGGCGGUUCGUCGGUGAAGACCCGGAUAGUGUUCUGCCGGAUGCGGAGUGA